GUCUGGCUAAGCCUGAGCUGAGAGGAGAUAAACCAGUGAGCAGGAAACCAGCUCCGGUGUGUUACUACGUGACCCACUGGCUGGAUAGACAGUUUGUCACAUGUAGCUGGAAGAUUGUCUGAACAUUUGAUUGUAAUUAGGACAGUUAGUGUGAAAACACCAGAAGAGAAACUCUGUCUGCUUAUUUUCACAUGCUGUCUCUCCCGUCUGCCUGCCAGGAUGGCACAGUGGGGUGCCAUAUUCUCCAUAAUUGCUGCUCUUGGAGCAGCAGCGCUGUUAGCCUCCGUGCACAAGAUUGAUGAGGGACACACUGGAGUUUACUACAGGGGAGGGGCUCUCCUGACCACCACCAGCGGUCCUGGUUUCCAUCUUAUGCUUCCAUUCAUCACCACCUACAAGUCUGUUCAGACGACGCUGCAGACAGAUGAAGUGAAGAACGUACCGUGCGGCACAAGUGGAGGAGUGAUGAUUUACUUUGACCGUAUAGAAGUAGUGAACUACCUCAUUCCAUCAGCAGUGUAUGACAUAGUGAGGAACUUCACUGCAGACUAUGACAAAGCCUUGAUAUUCAACAAGGUUCACCACGAGCUCAACCAGUUCUGUAGCGUUCACUCACUGCAGGAGGUCUACAUCGGCCUGUUUGACCAAAUUGAUGAAAAUCUGAAGUUGACACUACAGGAGGAUCUAACAUCCAUGGCACCUGGACUUAUCAUUCAGGCGGUCCGUGUCACGAAACCCAACAUCCCAGAGAGCAUUCGCAGGAACUAUGAGCUCAUGGAGAGCGAGAAGACAAAGCUGCUGAUCUCUCAACAGACGCAGAAGGUUGUGGAGAAGGAGGCAGAGACGGAGAGGAUUAAAGCAGUGAUAGAGGCUGAGAAAGUGGCUCAAGUGGCAGAAAUCAAGUUUGGGCAGAAAGUCAUGGAGAAGGAAACGGAAAAAAAAAUCUCUGAGAUUGAAGACAGCGCUUUCCUGGCCCGGCAGAAAGCCAAGGCAGAUGCAGAGUUCUACACAGCUCUGAGAGCUGCUGAGGCCAAUAAGCUCAAGCUAACACCAGAGUACCUGCAGCUCAUGAAAUACAAGGCCAUCGCAGCCAACAGCAAAAUCUACUUUGGGAACGACAUACCCCAGAUGUUUGUGGACUCUGGCUCGGCAGGGAGCUCCAUCAAGGCCUCCGCAGCCAUGGAUGUUGUCGGUGAGCACAUCCUGGACUUGGAUUAGCAAGGAAAGUAGUGGGAACUGCAGGACAGCUCAGAGGUGGCGGACUAUCAGCCGAAGGAGCUGUAUCCCUCCCAGGGAAGCUCUGCUGACUUUCUCAACACAUCCAAAUUACUGCUAGGAAUCACUUCUGCAGCCGCAGACCAGAGAACUUGAACUUUCACUCUGUCCUCAUGGUGAAUGACUUCAUCUAGACACAGAACUGUAAACUAGAAGAAAAUAGCAUCCUCUAUGGGUGCAUGAUAAUCUCCUUUAAAAUUGCUAUUUAUCAAAAUGAUCAUUUAAACUUGGCCUUGCUGCUGCUCAGCUUCUAUUGUCUGUGCAUCCAGCCAACUUAGCCAAAGCACCGAGGGUCAUAAAUCCAUCAGUACUUUUAUACCAUCCAUUCAACCGAAAUACUCUGUGUUCAUCAUGCAUGUUAGAAACCAAGAAUGUCAAAGUUUGUCCUUUUUAAAUGAGACCUUUCAAAACUUUUUUGGAAAGUAAUUUUUUUUAGGUUUUUCUACAAAAAGACACCUCCCAACACUUUACAUGCGGAGUUCUUUCCAUACACCCAUGCACACCAUUUCAGGACAAGCGCACAUCAGGGAAGAGCUUUAGCGAGUGGUCGAGUGAAUCAACGUUCCAGAGAAUGAAUACUUUGAAGAAACCGUGUCGUCAUUCUCACUGAUAUGUUCCACAUUUCCACACGGACUUCAGUCAGGAGUGUUCUGCUCUGCCUGAAAGGACCAAAUGCGACUGAGGAAUGAAUGUACUGAAGUAGCUGUUCACUGUCACAUUGAAUAAAAUCACUGGAUUUCUGUGUUUCCUACAACUUGUUUUGAGCACUGGAUUGCAUAUGUGUGUAGCACUUUUUUGUUUUUGGCUUUUUUUGACUUGGUUUUUUGCCCCCCCCCCCCCCCCCCCCCCCCAAGUGUGAAAGGAAUAUGACAUAACCAAAGUAUGCACGUGUGACAUAAGCUUUUCACAAAAAUAUUCAGCCUUUUUUUUUUUUUUUUUAAUAUGUAACCAUUUCAUGUACGUCCUGCAGGAAUCUUUAUAAGAUAUGAAGGAGGAAUUGCCUUUUAGUCUUUGGCAGCAUGACGUAGCCGUGGAAGAGGAAAAAUCUGCAGUAGUAAUGAAGGGUUUGACGAUCUGUAAACGUAAAUGUAGUCUGUAGGAGUAUUAGUCACUUUGGUGUGACCCUGUUCUGGUAAUCUGAUAUAUCCUGAGUGUCCUCCCGUUGAGCAAUUUCCGAGACAUUCAAACCACAUUGGUUUGCACAGAUGACCCAGAUAUCAGUUUUCCAAAGAACCCUCAUUAUGUCAAGGACCAACUCAUUUAAUGUUGUAAUUCUAGGCAAAUAUAAUAGUAUGGGACGUGUUCAGACACUGACUCUGGAACGUUGGCAUGUGUGUGAAGUACAUGCAGCACCACUGUGAGAAAAUGUUUUAGUUCAGAGCCAAUUCCCCCCCCUCUCCGAAUUUGCUGUAAUGAGAUGCAUCUUCCAUGUAUCAUUUCUUGUAGCUAUUUCAUCAUAUCGUAUUUUGCUGUCAGUGAAUUUUUUUUUUCUCAAAGGGCCUGGCACUGACUCAACAGGCAAAUGUUUUUGCACUGACUAGCUGUGAAUGUACAAUCAAAGCAUUGUCACCAGACAAUAAAGUACUGUGUUUUAUGCUUUGAAGCAUCA
This is a messenger RNA of Archocentrus centrarchus (flier cichlid), 2884 nucleotides long. RefSeq names its product ER lipid raft associated 2 (gene erlin2). Gene Ontology annotation, cellular component: endoplasmic reticulum; endoplasmic reticulum membrane. Gene Ontology annotation, biological process: SREBP signaling pathway. Gene Ontology annotation, molecular function: cholesterol binding; ubiquitin protein ligase binding. The record is from RefSeq and is a predicted model, not a curated record. NCBI's taxonomy places the organism in Eukaryota, Metazoa, Chordata, Actinopteri, Cichliformes, Cichlidae. The transcript is spliced from 11 exons. The coding region runs from base 220 to 1218 and encodes 332 amino acids.